AUAGGCUGCAUCGUGAAAAGACAGGAUAGCGAUGGGAGGAGGGUUUUUUUCUGCCCUGAGUGGGCAGGCCCUUAAAGCACGGCGUGGUUAUAUUAUUGGCGCAUAGCUGUUAAAUGAUGAAGAAUUUUAGAGAGGUUGCCGGUGGUCCAACCAAUCGCGUACCGAGGUGUGGCCCCGUGAAGGCGUGGUCUAAGCGAAGAGGGGCCGUCCCAGAAGCGGAAGUGUGUCUCGGCUGAUCUUUCGCUGUCAUUCGGCCACGGUCGGUUCCAGGAGAGAGGGGCAGCCAAGAAGCAAGCAAGCACACACACAGAGGAUCGGCUGGCUCUGAAGGAGAGACAGUUAGUGAGAAGAAAAGAAAAUAAAGCGAACAAUGAAACCGAUCGAAUAAGGCUUUAUGAACGAACCGAGUAUAAGUCACACACUGCCACGUUAACAAAGCUCUUCGAUGAUACGGUCCAGAUUACAGGCAGCAGAUAGAGAGCUGUGUCAUUGAGCAGGCAGGACACGUCAGGAGAAGGGAGAGUGAAAAAAAAGAGCUGACCGACUGCACUGUACGAGUCAGCUACUAAAACCGCCUCUGAAAACCUUUGCCUGCCGCACUCAUUGUUUCAAGGACACCGUCUCGCUCUCAGCCCGAGGGAAAGGAUCUCGACACAGACGACGCCGAGGUCGAAAGGUGGUGAUCAGAAGGACCAAACGAUCACGGGAUAGCACUUGUCUGUGGGGGGAGAAAACAAAUGGGGGAUUACGGGUUUGGAGUUCUAGUUCAAAACAACACUGGCAACAAGUCUGCAUUCCCUGUCCGAAUCCACCCGCAUCUGCAGCCCCCUCAUCAUCACCAAAAUGUGUCGCAGAGCCCUGCCGCUUUCAUAAACAGCACCACAGCCGCAGGGAAUGGCACCACGGGAGGCUCUCCCUGGCUCUUCCCUGCCUCCGCCACCCACAACAGCGUGCAAGACGAAAUCCUGGGGGGGCCAGAAAAACCCAAAGCACAGCAGCAACAGGAAAUGCAAGAAACGCAAGAAAAGCAGCAGUUGUCUCCUGGGAGUCACCAAGAGGGUGGAAGUGGCGUUGGGAUAAUUUCAGAAUUGGAAAAAGCCAGGUCCGAGGAAGGCAAGACAGAGAAUGGCACAUCUGACAGCAGUAAUGGAAAAGAGAAGCAGCUCCGUCUUGAGUCACCUGUUCUGACAGGCUUUGAUUACCAGGAGACAUCUGGUCUCGGGGGUACGGGCCCAGUUCAGUCCAGUACAACCUCGUCAUCGCUUUCUGGCUUUAACAACUGGUCACCCGCCAUCCCACCUGCGCCAUCAACAAUCAUCAACGAGGAUGUCAGCUUUUUCAACCCGGCGUCUGCCAGUAACGGGCCUCUGCUGUUCCAGAACUUCUCACACCACGUCAGUCCAGGGUUUGGUGGGAACUUCUCCCCCCAGAUCGGACCAGCUGCUGCCUUGUCCCAGCACCACCCGGCUCCCCCACCUCAUCCCCAUUUCCAGCACCCCCACAGCCAACACCAGCAGCAUCGGCGUUCUCCAGCUUCUCCCCACCCACCACCGCCCUUCCCACACAGGAAUGCAGCUUUCAGCCAGUUGCCGCAUUUGUCCAACAGCCUGAACAAGCCCCCGUCUCCCUGGGGUCCAGCCAGCUACCAGAGUCCCUCUCCCUCCCCCGGCUCCUCCACUUCCUGGAGUCCCGGAGGAGGAUAUGGUAGUGGUGGCGGCUGGGGAGGAUCUCAAGGCAGAGAUUAUCGACGCGGGCUGAAUGGCGGGAUGACUCCCAUUAACUCUAUCUCCCCAUUGAAGAAGACCUUCCCUAACAACCAUGUGGCAUCCCAGAAGUACCCUCGAAACAGUCCCGCAGGCUUUAACCCCAAGUCCUGGAUGGAUGAUGGAGUUGGCCGCAGCGAUAACAUCUUCCCCUUUCAGAUGGAGGAUGGGCGUAGAAUGGCCUCCCUGUCGGUGUGCAUGUCUGAGAGAGGGAGAGGGACUGAUUAUGAGCGCACCAGGUCAUUUGACAGCUUCAACAUGAACACUCUGGAGAGCUCCCUGAUUGACAUCAUGAGAGCUGAGCAGGACAGUCUGAAAGGUCGUCUUGGUUUUCCUCACCCAGGAGGGGACAACCCUCUUCCCCUCAAUGCCAGGAAUUAUAGCAGGAGACGAGGCCACUCUUCUCUCUUCCCCAUAGAGGAUGGUUUCCCUGAUGAUGAACGUGGAGACCAGGGUCUCGCAGGCCUAGGUUCCCCACACUGCUUUCCGCACCAGAACGGAGAGCGCGUGGAACGCUACUCGCGCAAGGUCUUUGUUGGAGGACUGCCCCCAGAUAUAGAUGAAGAUGAGAUAACAGCCAGUUUCAGACGCUUUGGACACCUGUUUGUGGACUGGCCUCACAAAGCUGAGAGCAAAUCCUAUUUUCCUCCCAAAGGCUAUGCCUUCCUGCUGUUCCAGGACGAGAGCUCAGUGCAGGCUUUGAUCGAUGCCUGCAUCGAGGAGGAUGGCAAGCUGUACCUCUGCGUGUCCAGCCCCACCAUCAAAGACAAGCCGGUCCAGAUCCGCCCAUGGAACCUGAAUGACAGCGACUUUGUGAUGGAUGGAUCUCAACCUCUUGACCCAAGGAAAACCAUCUUUGUGGGAGGAGUUCCUCGCCCACUCCGUGCAGUGGAGUUGGCCAUGAUAAUGGACCGCCUGUACGGUGGAGUUUGCUACGCUGGCAUCGACACAGACCCCGAGCUGAAGUACCCCAAGGGAGCGGGGCGGGUCGCCUUCUCUAAUCAGCAGAGCUACAUUGCUGCUAUCAGUGCUCGCUUUGUACAGCUGCAGCAUGGAGAAAUCGAUAAACGGGUGGAAGUGAAGCCAUAUGUGCUGGAUGACCAGCUGUGCGAUGAGUGCCAGGGAACUCGCUGCGGUGGGAAGUUUGCGCCGUUCUUCUGCGCCAAUGUCACCUGCCUACAAUAUUAUUGCGAGUACUGCUGGGCGGCCAUCCAUUCGCGCGCCGGCCGCGAGUUUCACAAACCCCUGGUGAAAGAGGGAGGUGACCGACCCCGUCACAUCUCCUUCCGCUGGAACUGAGCGGAAAUUAGAGAGGGAGAGGCAACAGAGGAGCAGGAGGGCAGGUAGUGCAGGAGUCGCAAAAUCAUUGUACAAAUAAAUGCACUUUUCUGUUGCUGGUUCCUUUUUGCUCCACUUUCACCCGACAUUUUUUGCAAUUUUUUUGUUAAAUUAAUAUUUAAAGACGGAAAAGAAAGAUUGGAUUUAUAUCCAGAUAUGUCAAGGAAGCAAAAAAAAAAGAAGAUGUGUAAUAUGAUUUUAUUUAUGUUUGAUUUUUAAAAUAUUUUUAUUAGUUCUAAAAAAAAAAAAAACUUAUAUAGAAAAGUUUGAGGUGUGAUAUGGUACUCUGCUAUUUUAAUUGGGAUAUUUUUCUAAACAGUGUAUUUUAUUUUAAUUUUGAUACAAGAGGCCCCGAAACAAAUACUUGUCAUUUGACAUUCAGCUGACUUGUUUUGUAGCAGAGCUCUUACAUUUUAUUUUGUAUCGAGUCUCCAGAGCAAAUGCUGUUUGAACAGAAUAUGAUUGGCUAUUUAUUUCUGAGAGGUAGGAUUAAAGUGCCCCUAUUUUGCAUAUUUGCAUAUGUUUAAAGUCUCAGUGUUUCAUGUGAGGGAGGCGAGUGUUCACUCAAAUAGAUUUUGUGAAGUCCAAAAACAAGAUUUGGGUCAUACUGUUCACUGCUGCAGUGCCUGUCUUUAACCCUCUGUGUGAAACUCUCCGUUUUGCCUCCUGUCUCUUUAAGCCCCCCCCCCCUGACAUAAGUCACAAAACAAAAACCUUUGACAGUUUCAAACAGUACAGCAGUAUUUUAUAUAUAGUUAAUAUAUAAAAAAUCAACAUACACACACACACACACACACACACCAGACUAAAGGAUAUGGAAGAACCCAAAAGGCAUAAUAGGGGCACUUUAAGUUUGCUAUUGAUAGCUGAGGCUCCAGAGCAAAUGUGAAUUAAAAAGGGUGUUGCUAAAGAAGAGUGCACUUAUUUCCAGUUUAAGUACUGAAGAUACACAGUACGUAAGACCCUUAGUAGUUACCAAAGCUGAAUCUUAAUUCACUCUGACGAGCAGAAAGAGCCCACUGCAGAACGAAAUGGAUUCGUUUUCCCUUCCCAGAUCAAAAACGUUCGAACCUCUCGUUAUGAUUUCCAGGACCAUACAAACAUUUUGAUGUUACUUGAAAAUCUAAACAAAAUUUUAGCAACACUGAUUAGGGUUUCGAUCUCCAUUUUGACAUGCAAAAACUAAUACCUCAAACUCCGCUGCUAAUGUGCCGAAUACAGAGAGAGAGAGAGAGAGAGAGAGAGAAAAAAGAAACCAAGAAAGAAAACAUCAUCGCUCUCUGGUGUUCUCCUUUCCUCAGAACUAUAAUCAGAGGGAAGUGAUACAACAGGCAGAGUGUGAUGUAACUGGCACAGUUUUCUACUCAACUUGCUUCAUCACCUCCUUAUUUUUGUAAUCAAACCCAGGGUUGUGCUAGUGACAGAGCAUCGUAAAAUAUACAGUGUAUUAUUGGAAUGUAUGGUAAAGGGAGGCUACAGGAGAGACAGGCUUAGUGGUGAAGAGAGAAAUUCAGCCCCAGAUCCCCUCCUCGUGUCUGCCUGCGGCCUCUGCUGCUAAGCUUACAGCUAACAAACAGAAGGCCUCAUUCGUGGAUCACAACCUGCUCGAGGCUUGAAUCCACGUCCUUCAGGACCGAGGUUAAGGCAACGUGUCACUGAAGGACGGUAUUGCAGUUUUUAAUGGGGCUACCACCAAACAGGAAAUACCUGUCUGUGUUAGUUUUGUUUUAAUGCAUUUGUGCAAUUCUCCCAAGUCUUUAAUGGAAAAAAAAAAAGUUUUACUUUGCAUCCAAGGGUUAGUUACAUUUAAUGAAAGAAGCAAUUAAAAGUUUAUCUGACUUUGGAAUCGUCAUCACAUGUAGGGAUCUGUCCUUGAAGCCAGGUCCCUGCCAAGCUAAUCCAACUCAGCAUCCAGUGUUUUUGAAGCAUAAAUGAAGAUAGUCUCUGAAGUGUGCUCUACUACUGCACACUUGUGACCCACAUGCAGUUUGCUCUCCAUAACGAGAUUGCAGGUCCAGUCGACUGUAGCCAGCGGCUUUUGGGAACCAAAGAUGGCUGUGCAGUAGUGGGUCAUACUGUAGCUUGUUACUUGUGUGGAAGUUUUGGUUUUUCUUUUUCAUUUUCUUCAAGGACGUUUUGCAUAUAUAUAUUUUUUGUUUUCCUAAAUCUGUGAUUUCUACCCAGUUUUGCUUAACUGUCAAGCCCUGAUAGACUCCAGCGAACCAAAGAUUGGCCUUGAACAUCGUCUUUACAGAAUGCAUUAUGCAUAUGAACGAUAGUGCCGUGAAAACCAUCAGAACAUCAGUAUGGGGGGGGGGGACAAAACAGGGCUUGCGAGACAUGCAAACAAGGCCUCACACUCCCUCCGUAGCUCAAAAUGGAGGUGUGUGCUGUCAGUUAGGCGCUAGUUAUUUUUAUCUGAAAUGGAUUUGUGCGUUUGGGAAAAGUAACACAAAAAGUACACCUUCCCACGGCGAAAGUAAAACUAAUCCUUACCUUUGUUUGAGUCACUCAGUGGUAACCUUAUUAGCCGAGCAUUUAAAUGUCAGGGAGUUAGUACAGAAACUUGAUUAUUACACACACUAGUGAGAAUCCUCAUAUCGGCGCGGUGUUGUCGGCACCAGUUUUGCACCCUGGACAUUAGUUUUGUGGGUGUGGUGGGUGAGCAUUUUAGAAGUUAAAACACUUUGUGAAGAAUUUGCUGUUAAAUGAGAUGAAAAAAAAAGAUUAUUUUAUACAUGGCCUGCUGAUUUUUGGUACAGUGUUUUCUAGCUAAAUUAUUUUGUCAUGCACAUAUAAACAUUUAUUAUGCACUACUUUUCUAAAUAUUUUUUGUUUCUUUUUCCAACAGUCAUUUUAGGCACAUUUUUCACAAAUGGGGAAACUCCUUUUUGCAAUACCUCAAUUUUUCACAUUGUGAAAGGUAGCUUUUGUACUUUUGUUACUGAAAGAUCUGCAUAUAUGGAAAUGUUCAUUUUAGGAAAAACAAAAAAAGUUGAGUGAUUUCAAUAUAUAUUAUUUUCAAUUAUGCUUUUUAUACAUUUCAGUGCUGAGGAAUCUUUACAACUAAGUGCGCACUUGUGUUGAUGCGACUUCAGAUGUGCAGAGGAGAGACCAAAGUGUAUCGCUCUCUUGGUCUUAGCUUUUCUUACACUAGAUGUUUUCCAGUCGAUCUGGUCAAUAAGAGCAUGGCGAGAAAAAGAAAGAAAGAAAGACAUAUAAUUUGGGAUUGAUGUUAAUGUGUCUAAAAAUGGCUAUACUAGUUGGAAAUGGUAACUUCUGUCUUGGUUUCCUCUCCAUAGAUGGAGCAUAACUUAUUAUAUAAGGAGAAUGCAAAAUUUGGUUCACGCUUAACGCUGAAUCUCGUAUCACAAGAAUGGAUGUUUGGUGUUUAGAUAUUUUAAUAUUUGAAAAAAAAGUAUAUAUAUAUAUUCUUGAACUUGCCAACUAGCACCUAUUGUAAUCCUUAGCAUGCAUGACGAAAAAAAAAAAAAGAAAAUGACAAGUACAAUGAAUUAGCUAUUACAAUUAAUUGUUGUGGUGUGCACCAAAUGUUUCUCAACUAUUCAGUUAAGGACACCCCGAACCCGCUCUCACCUCACCCUCUUCCCAUGUUCCCGCCCCACGUGUCGAUUUCCUCGCUUCCCCAUUCGCAGACCUCUGCAGGAUGCACGUGACAGAGAGAUAAAAGAAACCUACCUUUGAAUUGAUUUGGCAGUGCAGGACUUUGAGCAUCCUUUAUAUAGAGAACACUGUUUAAAAAGACUUGAGAACCUGUCCCCGCUGUCUGUCGAGGUGAUCUUACAUAGACCUAUCUGGAGGAAAGGGGAGCUUAAAGACUUGAAUGUGGUAAAUGUUGCAAGUUAACUUCAAGUUGUUAUGUGCAAUACUUCUUUUGAACCUUUUUCCAGAUAAAGACUCUUUGCAAUGUAAUUCUUUAAUGCCAUUUUUAAUUGCAGACAUUUAAUUAAAGAAGAUGUUAAUAUGUUUUUCACAGUCAUUUUCUACUGUUAUUGUAAUCCUUUUCAUGCUGGUGUUUGUAAAAAAGAAAAGAAAUCAAACUAUUUGUACUAAUAUAAAUAAUUGAAGUUAUUUUUAAAACAUUAAAGGUUUUGUGCUCAUUUGCUUAUUUUGUUUAUUUUAAGCUACUGUGAUUGAUUGCAUUGUAAUUAUUAGGUCAACAAUGUAUUUAGCUGUUUAUUGGUAUAUUUUUAAUUGGAAUGUAUAAUUGAUUUUUAUAAUUUUGAUCAGAUUUUUGUUAUAUUUUUGAGGUGAAGCUUUUAAUAUGUUAAAGUGUCUAGUUUUUACUAAUUGCUAUAUUGUGCUCCACAAUAUAUGGUUCACAUUUUCUGAAGGAAAAUAAAUAUUUAAAUAUUUGUCUGUUAAUGAUGUUACUUAAUGGCAAGAUUUCAAUAGUUUUUAACUGUGUAUGGGAAGGUUGUUGUAUUUAUUAAUAGCAUUUUUUUACUUAAGAUAUCACCUUAAUUUUUAUUGUCAUUUCACUUUAUAAGUUCCUAUUUUUGUAUUUUCCUUUCUAAUUAAGUUAUGUAAUACGGAUAUGUCCAUAUUUCUAGGAGUUGGUCUGUAGAAGUGCUAGUGAAACGAAAAAGAAAAAUCUAAUGUUAUUUAAUUGUUUGCAGCCAACUAUUUAUAACAGUAUGCAUAAUUUUUAAAUAUUUGUAAUGUGAAAUGUUGAAUGAAAUAAAUCUUAACUGUGAUGAAA
Molecule: messenger RNA, 7824 nt
Organism: Maylandia zebra (zebra mbuna)
Lineage: Eukaryota; Metazoa; Chordata; Actinopteri; Cichliformes; Cichlidae
Gene: cpeb4b
Product: cytoplasmic polyadenylation element binding protein 4b
Biological process (GO): negative regulation of cytoplasmic translation
Cellular component (GO): nucleus; neuron projection; cytoplasm
Molecular function (GO): ribosome binding; mRNA regulatory element binding translation repressor activity; mRNA 3'-UTR binding
Source: RefSeq, a predicted model, not a curated record